UCACUGAAACUGGAAAGUACACCAUUUUAGCAUCUAUUUCAGAUCUUAUUCUUGAUUGUCUUAUACUGUAUUGCUAUGUCAGAAGGACAGUGUGGACUGGGAUACUACUAUGAUGGGCUAGUCGAGGAGUGUAAACAAUGCUAUUUACGAUGCAAUUCACCACCCAGGGUUUGCACAACAUACUGUACUCAAUCAUCAGAGAGCAAAGCCCCAGAGCCGUUCAACAUUCGUCUGACCUUGGUCUGGCUGUUUGUGUUCCUGUGUGCUUUUACUACUCUCCUGCUGCUGCUGCAGGUACUGAGGAAGAAGACAUGCAGACGUUUCCCAAGGAACAAAUUAUCACGACUACAGGAAGCAGAGUGUCCUGGGACUGAGAGGGUCUCUGAUGAUUUCCCUGAGCAGACAGUGGUUAUCAUGGGACAGGACAGCUUGACGAGUGGAGCUGGAGCCAUGGUUCUCCAGGAGGGAACAAACUGCCAGACCCCCGACUGCAACUCCAACCUGCCUGUCCCUUCCACUGAGGAGGGCACCACCAUACUGGUCACAACCAAGACAGUACAGAUCUUUAACCACACAGAUGACAUUACAGAGGCAAAGACAUUGGGGUUGUGGAGGUCUGGCUUUGCAGCUUGA
Molecule: messenger RNA, 633 nt
Organism: Oncorhynchus masou masou (cherry salmon)
Lineage: Eukaryota; Metazoa; Chordata; Actinopteri; Salmoniformes; Salmonidae
Product: tumor necrosis factor receptor superfamily member 17
Exons: 3
Coding region: 76-633 (185 amino acids)
Biological process (GO): tumor necrosis factor-mediated signaling pathway
Molecular function (GO): signaling receptor activity
Source: RefSeq, a predicted model, not a curated record